AUGUUGCCUGAGCCUUCCAAGGCUAAAGAUCUAGAGCAGCGCUUUCUAUUAGUUGGGCUGAAUGUUACAAAGGAGAAAUCUAUCACGCUUGCACUAGAUGUCAACAAUGUAUAUGUGGUGGGUUAUCUUGAUGAUAAAUAUCGAGCUCAUGUCUUUUUCGAUGCUUCUAAGAUUGCAAAGGAUUCUCUUUGGAAAGAUGCAAAAGAACGCUUACCUAUUAAGUACCCAAGUACCUAUGGAGGAAUAGAAGGGAAAGCUAAUCCUCGAUCAAAAGUUGAAUUGGGGAUUGAAAAGCUAAAAUUUGCCAUCCUUUCUGUCUUUGGGAAGCAACAGAUCAAGGAGAAUCUUGAGGCCAAACUUCUUCUACUUUCAGUCCAGAUGGUGUCGGAGGCCACACGGUUCAAAUAUAUUGAGAAAAUGGUACUCAAUAGUAUCGAACGAAAGGGAACAUACAAAUCUUUUUUCCCUAAUCCCUUAGUGAUUAGCUUGGAGAACAGUUGGCAAGACCUCUCUAAAGGUGUUCGAAAUUCCAAUAAAGGAGUCAUUUCCCCAGCAGUUCAAUUAAUAGAUCCCAACAAUAAACCCUUCAAAGUUGACAAAGUGCAAGCUGUAGCUCCCUACUUGAGCCUUAUGAAUUAUGAAGUCGAAAAACCGAUUGUGUCGGAUCAGCCAUCUCAAAACAUGGAAAUAGCAAUUGACACCAUCUUAUGA
Molecule: messenger RNA, 711 nt
Organism: Dovyalis caffra
Lineage: Eukaryota; Viridiplantae; Streptophyta; Magnoliopsida; Malpighiales; Salicaceae
Source: the annotation of a GenBank genome assembly